AUGAUAGAGCUGAGGUUGCUUUCGGAGAAACGAUUUGCUCAAUAUAACGAUGCGUUGCCAAGUAGAGCACUUUACUCCAUUCCUCCAAGCUGCAAGGCAUUACAAUGCAGUUGCCAAGUCUCGAGUGCCACUUCCUUUCUAACGGUUGGCUCGCAGAAGAUCAUUUUUUUCAAUGUCUUAAAUGAAUCUGCGCAGACGCCACGCCAGCAUGGCCUUGCUGUUCAACCAAUCUCGACGUCUGCACAAGUCGAGAUGCUCAUUUCGUCGGCCUGCCCACUGUAG
Molecule: messenger RNA, 282 nt
Organism: Protopolystoma xenopodis
Lineage: Eukaryota; Metazoa; Platyhelminthes; Monogenea; Polystomatidea; Polystomatidae
Source: the annotation of a GenBank genome assembly